AUGUCCCCUACUUACUGCUCUGUCUGCUCAUCUCUUCCGCUUAUUCCUUCCUUUCUUUCCCUACCGUUUCUCCGUCACUGUUUCUGUCAUACCUCUGAUCAAUCCCAAAAUUCAUUGCCCACAUCCCCUUCUCUUCCCACCACUGCCAUGCCAACCCAUCCAUCCAUUGCCCGUUUCCAUCAACCCCUUCCCCCGUCCCUUGAUUCCCAUACGCCAUGCAUCGUCAGCUGUGCGGAGGAGGUGCAGGGAGUAAAGGUGCACGCCUCAGUGCGCAACAGCGAUGUGGACUGGCAUUGCUCCCCCUCCUGCGCCAAGGUGGCGGCGGAGCUGAAGGGCGUGGAGGGCAAGAGAGGGGAGAUCCCUGAUGGCACUCCCUUCUCCAUGCAGCUCGCCCAAUACAACGAGAACCACAGAGGCUCCCGGCAAUCCAUAGCAGCAGCACUCAAGGUACGGCUUUCCCUGCCCUCUCUCCCCCUCCCUCCCUCCUCCUCUCCCAUACCCAACUGCUCCUUUCGUCUUCCAUCUGCCAUCCCCUGUUUCCCUCCUGCCCGUGUACCAUCACCGCUGUCAACCGCAACCAACUCCCUCCAGUCACACGGGUCAAUGUCGUGCCUGCGCUCCUCCCCGCACCUCGUCCACCAGCUUGUGAGACGAGCUCGUCCACCAGCAUCGCCUCCUGCGCCUGCCGCCCUGCUGCCCUCUCCACUGCUGCCCCCACCUGCUGCUCUGCUGCCCGCCGCUUGCUUCUCUCUGCUUUUGCCUCCUGGUGUGGGAUGGAGGGGUGGGUGA
Messenger RNA from Closterium sp. Naga37s-1, 789 nucleotides. The record is from the annotation of a GenBank genome assembly. Lineage: Eukaryota; Viridiplantae; Streptophyta; Zygnematophyceae; Desmidiales; Closteriaceae.